Messenger RNA from Sinocyclocheilus anshuiensis, 2863 nucleotides. RefSeq names its product GTPase IMAP family member 8-like. Gene Ontology annotation, molecular function: GTP binding. The transcript has 5 exons. The record is from RefSeq and is a predicted model, not a curated record. Bases 32 to 2617 code for a protein of 861 amino acids. NCBI's taxonomy places the organism in Eukaryota, Metazoa, Chordata, Actinopteri, Cypriniformes, Cyprinidae.
UUUCAUUCAAAAAAAAUCAUUACAAUCAAACAUGAAAUUCAGAUUUAUCUGUAAAGCACGUUUCACAAGGAGCAUAAUAUGUUAUUUUCCCAGUCUCUGUAGGCGGGGCGCAGGUCAGCUCUUUAUCAGUGCUUUUCUUUCGAUUUCGAUUUGUGUUGCUGUGAAAAUGGCGUCAGCAGCAGCAGGUAGACGUAGACAUAGUCCAGAUCUUGUUCGUCCUGACAUGAGUGAUCUGAGGAUUGUUCUGCUGGGAAAGAAUGGAUCAGAAAACAACAGUGUGGGAAACAUUAUACUGGGUACAGAAGUGUUUCAGAAUGAAGCUCCAUCUUAUUCACAUCAUCUCAGUGUGGCAAUCAGUGGAAAGGUGGAGAAGACACACAUCAAAGUCAUCAAAACUUACCUGCUCCAUCCAAAUUUCCCACAGCAUCAGAUAAUAGAGGCAGUGAGAGACUGUGUGUCUCUGUCUGCUCCAGGACCUCAUGUGAUCGUACUCGUACUGCAGUAUAAUGACUUCAGUGAAGAGGACAGACACAGAGUGAAAUAUGUGCUGAACCUAUUCAGUGAGCAGGCCAUUAAACACGCUAUAGUGGUGACAACUGAUGAAGAGACACGCACAUCCAAAUUGGCUUCUAAGAUAUGGAAUAAUACAGUUUAUAAUUUAAUAAAGGAGUGUGGAGGAGCACAUCUACAGUUUGAUACAAGAAACCCAGGAUGGCGCUCUGAGUUGAUCAGAAGGAUAGAGGAGAUACGCAAGAAAGAACAUGAAGAAUUUCUCAUCUGUAACAUGUAUGAAGAUGGAGGUAAUGCAACAUCAGUGGAUGAAGAUCUGAGCAGCUCUGGAGCUUCAGACAGAGGAGACGAUGAGAAACAGAAGAAGGAUUCAGAUAACACAGAGAGCACAAAAACAGGACGUGAUGGAGGAGAGGGUGUGAAGCUGAAUCUGGUUGUGUGUGGGAGUAACAGAGGAUUAAAAUCCUUCAUAUCAAAGCUGAUCCUGAAGCAGAGCGAAAGAAGAUCAGAGCUCAGCUCAGAGUGUGUGAGGAGAGACGUGGAGCUUGAUGGACGUCUGAUCAGUCUGGUGGAGCUUCCAGCUCUGUUCAACACUCAGCUCUCAGAGGAGGACAUGAUGCGUCAGACUCACCGCUGUGUGUCUCUCUGUCAUCCUGGAGUUCAUGCUUUCAUCCUCAUCAUUCCUGAUGCUCCACUCAAUAAUGAAGACAGAGCAGAAAUAGAGGAGAUCCAGAGGAUCUUCAGCUCAAGAGUCAACAAACACAUCAUGAUCCUCAUAAAACAGAAUCCAGAGCAUCAGACAGCAGAACUCAAUGAAGAAACACAGUCUGUCAUUGAGAGAUUUGGAGGACGACAUCAGUUCAUCGGCCUGAACACACAAGUGUCUGAGCUGAUGGAGAAACUGGAGCAGAUAGUUGAGGAAAAUAGUGGUGUUUGUUUCUCCACAGAGACAUUGAUGGAGGCACAGAUGGAAAAACUGCAGAAAUUUGAAGAAAUGAAGAAGCGAGUCCAUUCAUUAGAGACGUGGUUUCAGUCACAAGAUUCAAGAGUAAGAGACGAUGAACUGAGGAUUGUGCUGCUGGGAAAAACUGGAGUUGGGAAGAGUUCAACUGGAAACACCAUCUUAGGAGGAAACACAUUUAUUUCAGACAUUUCUCAAACAUCUGUUACUAAAGAGUGUCGUAGAGAGAAAGCUGAAAUCAGCAGUAGACACAUUACUGUGAUCGACACUCCAGGACUGUUUGAUACUGAACUCCGUAAUGAACAGAUCCAGAGAGAAAUGAGUAACUGCAUCUCCAUGAUCCUGCCUGGACCACAUGUGUUUCUCUUACUGAUUCCACUGGGACAAUUCACUCAAGAAGAAGCAACAGCAGUGAAGAUCAUCCAAGAGACGUUUGGUGAAAACUCAUUAAUGUACACCAUGGUGCUCUUCACCAGAGGAGACUUUCUGCAGAACAAAACCAUUGAACAGUAUCUGGGAAAACCUGGUUCACCUUUGAUAAACUUGAUGGAAGCGUGUGGAAACAGAUUCCAUGUGUUCAAUAAUAAAGAGACUGGAGACCAAACACAGGUGACUGAUCUACUGCAGAAGAUAGACAACAUAGUGAAAGCAAACGGAGGGAGUUACUACUCAUGUAAGAUGUUCAGAGAGAUGGAGAGAGAAAAACAAGAACAACAGAUGAAGAUCCUGAUGGAGAGAGUGGAGCAAGUGAACAGAGAAAAAGAAGAACUGGUGAACAAACAUGAAGAAGAGAAAAAGAGGAUGAAGAUGAAGAUGGAGGAAGAACGACAGAAUCAUGAGAUAGAGAGAAAGAGAAGAGAAGAAGAAUUUAUUGAGAGAGAAGAACGAAAUAAAAGAGACAUUAAAGACAUAGAGGAACAAGAGAGAAAGAUACGAGAGGAGCUGAAGAGAGAACGAGAGGAAUGGGAGAAACAGAAACAAGAAGCAAGACAAAGAGAAGAAGAGGAGGAGAAAUGGAGAAAGAAAGAACAGGCAAUGUGGGAUGAAUAUAAUCAGAAUCUUAAACAAGAGAUUGAGAGAAUGAACAUGAAGAUGGAGGAAGAAAGAGAGAAUCAUGAUAAAGAGAGAAAAAGAAGAGAAAUUUAAGAGGAGAACAAUAUAAAAUAGACAUUAAAGAAUGAAGAAGAGAGAGAGAGAGCCCAGAUUUUAUAUGAAUUUUUAAAUUGUAUUAAAAAAGAAUGGUUCCAAAAUAAGUUGUUCCAAAAUAAAUGUCUUAUUUUGGAACAACUUUAAGCAUGUGAAGUGUUAUUUAAGAUAUGUUUAAAGCUAACUUCCAUAUAUUUUAAUAUACUGUGUUAUAGAUGCACUAUAUAAGAACAGCCAAAACAAUGU